Messenger RNA from Paecilomyces variotii, 675 nucleotides. RefSeq lists its product as hypothetical. NCBI's taxonomy places the organism in Eukaryota, Fungi, Ascomycota, Eurotiomycetes, Eurotiales, Thermoascaceae. The record is from RefSeq and is a predicted model, not a curated record. The coding region runs from base 1 to 675 and encodes 224 amino acids. The transcript has 2 exons.
AUGUCAGAAUCAGCGACAUCGACACGAUAUAAACGAAGUGCUCCCGAUUCGAGCCCAGCCACUCGUGUCAAGGGGUCCUUGGUCCAAAUUCUACUCGACCUCAUAGCCGCCAUCGAAGACGGUGAGCCAGUCGAGCAUGUUAAAGAAGCUCUGGAGACAAUCAAAACGGCCAUAGUCGAAUCGGAACAGCUCUCGCCAUUCAAAAAAGUGAAAUCUGGACUAAAGGUCACCCAGGCUUCGCGUCUAGCGGAUGUCCGAAAAAGAAUGCAGAACGCUAAGUUCCGGAGACGAGAUUCUUCAGGGACCUUAUCUCGAACCCUAAUUGACCUCGUUCUCUUUGACCGGCUAGAAGCGCAGCAACAGGAGCUAGCCGCUAGGAAAAUAUCUCUGCGAGGAGAGUACCCGGUAGAGACUCGAGUUCCUGGCGAAAGAGAAAUCAUCACUGGCAACGCGCAUUAUGCCUUGGGCUACGACACACUUGGUGGUUCAGAAUUUGAACCCAUCUGUGUCAUCAUGGAGGGGAAGAAUAAUUUCGCUUCGUCCGGUGGAUCUGAUGGGAUCUCCCAAGCAGUUGCGUAUAUGGUUGGAUUCCAGCAAAAGCGCAUGUCUCUCAAGGGUCCGAAGAGGAUCGUCGACACUACUUAUGGCGUCGUGUCGGAUGGAAUACUUUGGUAG